AUGACUAAGUCAAGCAAGAACGACACGUAUGAUGUCGAUGUCAAUAGCCUCAAGACCGAUAUUGAAAGAGGAGAGAUACAAAGCGUUGAUGAUAUUGGUGAGGUACAUAGAGGAUUGAGUUCGAGACAUCUUCAGUUCAUCGCAUUGUGUGGUUCUAUUGGAACUGCACUCUUCGUUGGUUCGGGUAUACCGUUGUCCACCUGCGGUCCAGCACCUCUUUUGAUCAGUUACCUUGUUGUGUGCUGUGCCGUCUAUUUUAUUAUGAACUUCUUGUCAGAGAUGGUUUGUUGGUUACCUGUAAAAGGAAUAUCUCCAGCUAAUAUGGUUUCGCGCUAUGCUGAGCCAUCGAUGGGGUUUGCAUGUGGUUGGACGUACUGGUAUAGUUAUGCUAUUUUGGUUGCGUCUGAAAACACAGCUGCGGCAAUGGUAAUCCAAUAUUGGGUCAGUAAUGAGAGAGUUAAUAUAGGAGUUUGGAUCACAAUUUUUUGGAUUGUUAUGGUAAUUGUGAACUUUUGUGCCGUCAAAUAUUACGGCGAAUCAGAAUUCUGGUUUGGUAUCAUAAAGCUCUCUUGCAUUAUUGGUCUAAUUAUUUGCGGGAUCGUUAUCUUCUUUGGUGGAGCACCAACUCAUGAUAGAUUGGGAUUUAGGUACUGGCAGCAUCCAGGUUCUUUCGCAGAACAUUUGGUGAAAUCCAAAAAAAAUACUGCCCGAUUCCUUGACGUAUGGACAGCAAUAGUGAGGUCUUCACUUGCUUUUGUCUUGGGUCCGGAACUUAUUAUUACUUCGAGUGGUGAGGUGGAAAGGCCAAGGUACAACAUUGCGAAGGCAAGCAGAAGAUUCAUUUGGAGACUCAUAUUUUUCUAUAUCUUAGGAGUUAUUGUUAUCACUGUAACAGUCGCAUAUAAUGACAAGCAUUUAAUUGGUGCAAUCAAUGCUGGUAAAUCAGGAGCAGGUGCUUCUCCCUUUGUUAUUGGUAUCAAAAAUGCUGGUAUUCCUGUUUUGAACCACAUAGUUAACGCUGUGAUUUUCCUGUCAGCGUUAUCAUCUGGAAAUGCGUUUCUAUAUGCUAGCUCUCGUUGCCUUGUUGGCUUAGCAAAGGAGGGAUCUGCUCCAAAGUUCUUUGCAAAGACAAAUCGAUUUGGAACACCUUAUUUCGCGGUAUCAGCAGGUGCUGCCAUGGGCUUGUUAGGGUAUUUGAAUGUUUCUAAUUCCUCAGCAACAGUUUUUUAUUGGUUGACAAAUAUAAUAACAAUAGGUGGUUUUUUUGGAUGGAUUUGCUGUGGAAUAGCCUACCUCAGGUGGCGCAAAGCAAUUUCUUACAAUCAAUUGGAAUCUAGAGUGUCUUUUAGGACUCCCUUCCAGCCUUACGGUACUUGGUUUGCGAUUCUUUUCUUUUCAGUUGUAGCCAUUACCAACGGUUACGAAGUUUUCUUCUCUUGGAACACUCUGAACUUCUUUGCUGCUUAUGUUUCAUUUCCAUUCUUUUUCAUCUUAUAUUUCGGACAUAAGAUUUGGUUUAAAACACCAUGGUUAUAUAAGAUUUCAGACAUAGAUGUUACAACUGGAUUAGCUGAAAUUGAAGAAGAGGAAGCAAACGAACUCUUACCCCCUGCUCCCAAAAAUAUAUGGGAAAAAGUUCUUCAGUGGUUGUUUUGA
Priceomyces carsonii is the source of this 1656-nucleotide messenger RNA. RefSeq lists its product as uncharacterized. NCBI's taxonomy places the organism in Eukaryota, Fungi, Ascomycota, Pichiomycetes, Serinales, Debaryomycetaceae. The record is from RefSeq and is a predicted model, not a curated record. The transcript has a single exon. Gene Ontology annotation, molecular function: amino acid transmembrane transporter activity. Gene Ontology annotation, cellular component: membrane. Bases 1 to 1656 code for a protein of 551 amino acids. Gene Ontology annotation, biological process: amino acid transmembrane transport.